ACCAUGGUCCCGCGCGCCGCGGCAGCCGUGGGGCUGCUACUCGUUCUGCAGCUCACAGACAGUGGCGCGGAAGGAGCCAGUCUGGUGGGUCGAGCCAUCCACCCGAAGACGCGAUGCUGUAAAAAGACGGAAGCCAUCGCGCCACUCCAAGGCAUCAUCACGCUGGAUGCCUGCAAGGAGUACUGCACCAAGUACAAGCUGCAGCCCAUCCAGCUUGGGCCCAAGUCGUUCGCAUGCAAGCGCCCCAAGUACGCGUGCGACAAGAUGGGUCAAGGCGAGGAGUGUGGCGAGUGCUACAAGGCCGGAACCUGCUUCCUGAUGCCGUUCGUGGGCGGCAUCAGCCUCUCCCGGCGAACAGACAUCAGCAAACGCCGGCUGGCUGAGCAGGAGCAGCGUCAGAAGGUCUACAAGGAGAAGGGCGAGGGCACCCGCGACACAGGAAUAGGCGGUAUCAUGUCCAUUCGCGGUCAGAAGACGGGCAAGUCGAGCGAGGACGAGCGCAACGCCGCCCAGAUUCUCAGCAAGAGCGUCACCACCUCACUCAGCACAGAGAACUUUGGCGGAUUCCCCAAGGGCGGAUCAUUGAGCCAGAAGGAUUUCCUGAGCGGCGCAGGAGAUCUCGGACAAUUCGCCGGCCGAAUCGGUCCUAAUGGCGCCAUCCAGCAAACAACGGGGCUGGAACUGGCCAAGCGGAAGCGACUGAAGAACACUAAGAGACAGGAGACGAACCGGCAGCAGGAGAACUUUGCGCAGGACCUGGCCGCGCUAGCUCCAGGGCAGAGAGGCUCGCUGACAUCCAAGGGUGACAAAAAAGAGUUACGAACGGAAAGAGGCAGACGCGCUGAGACCGAACAGGCCACCACCAAAUCCAAGAAACUCUCACUCAGCGGCACCGCCGCCAAAGGAUUCGCAGGCUCGCGCGGCGGCCCCGUCGAACUGCUGGAGGAGAAUCAGGCUGUACUAGGCACGGAGAGUGAGCUCCGGGAAGGAACCCUCGUCUCCGCGGGCACCACCAAACAGAACCUUCGGCUCGCAGGUCGCGGCGGAGACCUCGAGGUCGGUUCGCUGGAGCGGCGCAGCAGUGACAAGGCCCAGAGCCGGACCGCCAUCAAGGGAAGGAGCAUCGGCAAGGCUAAGCUGCGCCAGGCGGCCACCGAUGAAGGCCUCAAUCGUGACAUCCAGACAGAAGUGCUCGGGGAGCGACAGACCAACACGGCCACCAAACAGUCCGGAAACUUUGUCCAGGUGGAGAAGAAGGGCAAAAAGUGCGACCACUGCACCAGCACGAUGAAGAAGCUGACCAAGGGUCGGACAUUCGGCAACUCCCGGGAGCGACUUCAGGAGCAGACAAAGGAGAACAAACGCAGCUCACUGCGCGGCCGCGCCGGACAGGGCGCCACGGUAGUCACCACGGGCCGGGAGACGAGCCGAUUCCGGCGGGCGCGCCAGUCCGGCUCCGGCUCCGACAUCCAGGAGAAGUACCAGGGCGCCAACAGCCACCUGUCCGCAACCGGCUCUGUGCGCGGCAAGGUCACCGGCUCGGUGGCCACGCGAGCCCGCAAACGCAGCUUUGAGACCGAGGAGGGCCUCUCGACCAACGACAUCAAGGAGCUGGAUAUACUGGGUUUCCCGAGUACCCACAAAGGCUAAGGACGUCUCUAUGGAGCCGUGAUGACCUCAAGACUCGGAACUGACCUGACCUGACCUGCGUCCCGUGUGGGGUGUCCGUUUCGCGUGCUGUGACUCUGUGCUGUCCCGCGCCCCCCAGCUGAUACUCAUUCAUUGGUCAACUGUAUGCCUGUUUGUGAGCCCGUCAAUGCGAUGUGAAUAUAUGGGGUAAUGCAAGA
Messenger RNA from Amphibalanus amphitrite, 1847 nucleotides. RefSeq lists its product as uncharacterized. NCBI's taxonomy places the organism in Eukaryota, Metazoa, Arthropoda, Thecostraca, Balanomorpha, Balanidae. The coding region runs from base 4 to 1650 and encodes 548 amino acids. The transcript is spliced from 14 exons. The record is from RefSeq and is a predicted model, not a curated record.